UUGAAAAAUUGGUGUCGCGGGUCGGACGCAGCUUUGUUUACCUUUUUUCCCCCCACGGGUACCGCGAGGCUUUGCGACACACAAAAUCUGCUUGGUCCGCGAAAACGGCUCCCCUCGCUGCCCCUCCGCAGAAGGAAUGGACAGUAAUUCCGCUUUCCCGUUCCUUUGUGUGCACGCAGUAAGGUACCCGGCACGGAGUAAGAACCAAUAAUGGUGCUGCCAACACCGUACAAGCCAUCUUUGCCGCCCGCUCCAGCAAACCUGCCGAACGAAAGGAUGCAAAAAAUCGAUCGUAAUAUCGUGUACCAGCUAGACAACCGUGAGCGGGGCUAUCGAACGCGCAAGAUUCGACGGAAUGCGACGGCAAUGUCGGCCACCCCGGCCAUCAUCAGCGCCGGAUGCGGCGAGCAGACGUUUCACCAGCUUGCGAUUGAAGUGGCCGAGCAGGUGGUGCUUAACAGGCUGCGCACGGAAGAUCUUUGUAAGCCCAUCAACGAUUUGGCCAGUGAAACGGAAUCCGUUUUCAACAUCGAACAAAGCCAUAACGGACUGCUCACUGCCACCGUACAGACCAAUCGAAGCGUCAAUGUGUUUCAAACGGCAUCGUUGCAGAAAGUUGUCAAAUAUCCCACAGGCGACCGGUCCGUGUGGACGUUGGCUUUUCAUCCAACGAACGACCAAAUCAUCGCGUUCGGUACGCUUGGCGGUACGGUCCUGGUGUACGUGGACAACCAUCUCGUUGGCACGCUGAACGAGCCGGAACCGAUCGGAUCGCUUUGCUUUCAUCCGACGGAAAACUAUCUGCUGCUCACCAGCAUGAACGAGGUGAUCUUUUGGGACUGGAAGAACGACAAAACGUACACGACGGGAAUGUACAGCGAUUGCAAGUGUCGCUUCCUGCACGUGACGCAGGAUCUGCGGCUGAUUACUGGCAUUUCGCAAACGCAAACGCACGUGAUGGCGGGCAUCGGCAAGAACGUGGAGGAGGUUGAGCCGGAGUAUCUGAUGGUGUCGUUCCUGCGCAGCCUUAGCUUGAUGUUGGACAAGCUCGAGCUGACGCUGUCGACGCAGGUCGACCAUCUGCUGCAGCUGGAAAUGAGCAAGCAGUGCCUUAUCUGGAUACAUCUGCUGCAAACCAUCAACCAGAAGCGGGAGCAGGUGCGCUGCAGUCCGACCGUCGGUCCGGCGGACAAAUGCACGAAAUCGAAUCUAAAUCUGACGCUCAUGUCAUUGAUUCGCAAGAUCGACGCACUGGAGGAAGGACUGCUAACGCGAAAUCGGUACAGCAACACGAUGUGUAUUUCGACCGAGAUCAGCCAAAGAUUGUGGUCGCCGGGCACGGUACUGUUCACGCAACCGCUAAGCUACUUCAGAAAGAUAUGCCAAAACUACAUAUGCCAAGGCCAUAGGAGCUAUAUCAAGUAUGUGUUUGAUCUCAGCCUGUUAGGCGAACUGCUGCGCAAAGUGUGCCGCAUGCUGUAUACGCUUGCUCCCUCCGAACUGCCCGAUACGUGGGAUCACAUUUCUCAGAUGUGCGGAAUGCCCCGAUCGCCGGAGAAGCAUUGCGUGCUGCAGGCUUGGGAUUUGGAUUCGUUCCACGGCGAUGUGGACGAUCUGCCCGACUUCAAGGAAGACUGGAAAAAUGUGAUAACUAUCUGUCUGAUCAACAACGAUUCGAACGUUGCUAUCUCACAGUGCGAACAGUAUGUCGCUUCCGUCCGGUUUCGAUCCGUCAAAGAGAUGGAAAUAAGAAGCCUUCGGCGCGAUAACUUUGGCGAAUCGAUCUUUGUGUUCAAGUUCACCGCCAAUUUUGUAUCGCUGUCGUUCUCACCUUCCGGCCGGUACGUCGCCGUUGGGUUGCGGUGCCGCCGAAAUCUCAAGUACGCCUACAUUCUCGACAAAGACAAACGCUGGAGGAUAGGCGUCAACUUGGGCCUUCCGGACGAUUCGAGCUCCAGCUCCGAGGCGGGCACAGUGUCACAGAAUGAGCGGGUAGGAAUAAAGCUGUGUCUACCGCGCGAUCCAGAUAAGUAUCUGGAGAUUAACUGCAUCAAAUGGGCAUCGCUGCCCGGGUAUGGGCUGCUGCUCGGGCUGAAGUCGAAGUUCGUUCAAGUCUGCCGGUAGUGUUCCUGCCCCUGGCAACGGUAGCGCAAGGUGGAAAUCAUACAACUCUAAACAAUAACCUCCUACUAUUACGAUGCACUCGUAUGAUACUCAGCACUGGUCGCCGAUCAGCGCUCUAGCAACCAAAACACAAAGAUAUAAACCAUUUUUCACGAUAUAUUAAUGUAAAUGUAAAAUAAACAUAUAUGCUUCGGAAUCGGAGAUGUCUACAAUCCGGUCGGUGCUGGUGGAAACGGCUCUAAA
Molecule: messenger RNA, 2367 nt
Organism: Anopheles gambiae (African malaria mosquito)
Lineage: Eukaryota; Metazoa; Arthropoda; Insecta; Diptera; Culicidae
Exons: 9
Coding region: 211-2124 (637 amino acids)
Biological process (GO): autophagy
Cellular component (GO): intracellular membrane-bounded organelle
Molecular function (GO): protein binding
Source: RefSeq, a predicted model, not a curated record